UGCUCUUCUUCUCCCCCGACCCUCUGCACUCGACGAGCCCACCCCGUCACUGCCACCCAUUUCCGGCUGGAAAUCCGGCAAAGCUUGGGGAUUUCUCCCUAUUUUCUUGUCUUAGAACACCUAGUAAACCCAGAAAUUCCCCCUCUUUGCUGGAAAUUCCAGAUCUGCGCUGUCUUCCUCCCUUUGUCCGUCGGCAUCUGCUUGUGUGGGUGUGAAUUCUCGGCUUUUCUGAAUUUCCCCCAAAUUGCCGCCGGCCUCUUCCCCCUGCCAUGUCCGGUUCUACAGCUGGAAAAUUUCUGGUUUCUGAUCGUUCUGUCAGUUAGCAUUGAGAUUGAGUGCUCGGUUUUGUGCGAGUGAGGAAGUGAAAGCGAGGACAGGGAAAUCAAGGGGAGUGACAAGUUAGAAGGCUAGCCAUUUCGAGAUUGAGCAUAGAUUUAGAAAUAAAUCAUGAUCUUGUAUUUGGAGAUUUUAUUGGAGAUUUAUGAUAUCAAAGAGAUUUUAUAAUUUGAUCUUCAGAUUUUGAUGGUGAGGAAUUUGAUGAAGAGGUGUUGAAAGAUUAGUCCUAAAAAGAAUUAUCCAAGAGUUCGUUCACCUAUUCUCACUAGAGCUCUUGCAAGGAAGAUGGCUAACGAAGCUAAUUUAGAGAAGGGAAAUGUUCCGAUGGCAAAUCUCCCUGUGGCCACAUCUGUUUUAACUCUUGGGAAGGAGCCAAUGUCAUCUUGCCCACCAAAUCCAACUAUUGGUGGAACUUCUGGGACAAAGCCAUUUGUUCUAAAUGCUGGUGUUGCUACAGUUCAGUCUAAUGAUCAAGAGGAGACUCAAGUUGUCAACACAAUCGCAGAGGAUGAAGACAAGCUGGUUAUCGUGGGAGAGGAAGUGGAAGAUGGAAUCAAGUCAGGGAUUAUUAUUGAUUAUCAAGCAAUGAAGAGUAUCCUUGAACAAUACCAAAAUGGUAGUUUAGGGGUUUUUAGUUCAAGGAAAGUUGGUCAAAAUCGAAAGGAGGAGCAUGGGAAUGGCACUAUAAGCUCAGUUUAUGAGGCAUAUAAUCAGUCACGGGGACAGUUCAACAAUCAGUUCCAAGCUUCAGCUUAUCAAUCAACAGCUUUCACAAGUCAAUCAAGGCCCGUUUAUGCCUCUGGGACAAGUCGUCCACAACAAGAGAAAAAGAGACGCUAUUUUGAUAAACUUCCAAUGUCAUAUACUGAAGUGUUUCGACAGUUGAUAACAGCUAGGCUUGUUACCCUUCACCGUGUCCAAGAUCUGAUAGAUGCAAAAGAGUUACAAAUUACAUCAGAACCUGGGGUUGUUGGUCCGAAUGUCACUAAAAACCAUUUACCCACACAUGAUGGUCCAACAGUUAAUAUGAUCAAGAAAGACUCCGAUAAAGGUCAUGAGGUGACUACAUCAACAAAUAAUGAUGGUUUGAGCACUUCUUUUGAGAAGUUGAGCAUAUGUGUCAUUGAUGAAGGAAAGGGUGAUGACAAGCUUAUCCUACCUACUCAUGGUGAAGCUUUAGACAACAAGACAGUAGAAAUUCUUCAUGUUCCUAUCAUUAAAUCGUAAGAUGUGUCAAUCUUCUUGUGGUUGAGCUUGUGACCAUGAGAAAAGAUGGUUAAAACAAGCCUUUUAUAUUUUAUGAAGCAUUGUAGGCAUGACAAAUAAUGUUCCAUUCAGUUCAUUUCAAUCAAUAAUGCUACUUUCAUUUUCAUUCCCUCUCUUCAUAUGCAAGAUUGUUCAUUUUCUUUUAUUCAAAUUUCUUAUGCUAGCCAAAAUUUCAAUUUCCUGGUUUGUUGAUAAUAAAUCCACAAAUAGUGA
Molecule: messenger RNA, 1815 nt
Organism: Rubroshorea leprosula
Lineage: Eukaryota; Viridiplantae; Streptophyta; Magnoliopsida; Malvales; Dipterocarpaceae
Source: the annotation of a GenBank genome assembly